CACAUGACACAUAUCAGCUCUCUAUCUCAACAAAAAAAAAAUGGAGGCAAGCCCAGUGACCGGUGUCAGGCUCUCUUCGGUGGUCCCUGCUUCUGUGGUAGGCGAGAACAAGCCACGACCGCUCACCCCCAUGGACUUAGCCAUGAAGCUCCACUACGUCCGUGCCGUCUACUUUCUCAAGGGUAAACGUGACUUUACCGUCUCCGACUUGAAGACCACCAUGUUUACUCUACUCCAAUCUUAUCAUCACGUCUCUGGUCGGAUCCGGAUGCCUGAAAACGACAACGACCCUUCUUCUGGUCUAGCCUUACCUUACAUUCGCUGCAACGACAGUGGCAUACGCAUUGUCGAGGCCAACGUCGAAGAGUUCACGGUGGAGAAGUGGCUCGACUUGGAAGAUCGUUCCAUUGACCACCGGUUCCUUGUCUACGAUCACGUUCUUGGUCCUGAUCUUUUCUUCUCUCCACUCGUUUUCCUCCAGAUAACUCAAUUUAAAUGUGGGGGGUUCUCUAUUGGGCUGAGUUGGACACAUGUUCUAGGAGAUGUGUUUUCAGCAUCAACUUUCAUGAAAACACUUGGACAGCUAAUGUCGGGUCAUGGCCUACCCGAACUCGUUUACCCGAAAACCCCCGAAAUGACCUCUCAUGACCAUAAUGAUGAAGCUAUUUCCAUAAAGAAGAUAGAAUCGGUUGGCAACUGUUGGUUACUUGCCAAUAAAUGCAAGAUGGGGAGAUACGUUUUUAAUUUUAGCCUCAACCAACUUGAUCGUUUGAUUGCCAAGUACACCACGCAAGACCAACCUCUCUCGGAGAUUGAUAUUCUCUAUGCAUUGAUAUGGAAGUCGCUACUGAAUAUCCGUGGCGAAACAAACACAAAUGUUAUAACCAUUUGCGACAGUAAAAGAUCUACAACCUGUUGGAAUGAUGACUUGGUAAUAAGUGUAGUGGAGAGAAAGGACGAAAUGAUUGGGAUAUCCGAACUAGCUGCACUGAUUGCGGGUGGGAAAAGAGAAGAAAACGGUGUGAUCAAGCAGAUGAUAAAAGAAGAUAGAGGGUCUUCAGAUUUUAUCACGUACGGUGCAAAUUUAACGUUUGUGAAUCUUGACAUGGCAGAUAUGUACGAGUUUGAGAUCAAAGGGGGGAAGCCGGAUUUUGUAAACUACACGAUUCAUGGGGUUGGGGACAAAGGUGUUGUUUUGGUUUUCCCCAAGGAAAAGUCUGCAAGGAUUGUGAGUGUGGUGAUGCCUGAAGAGGACCUUGCAAAACUCAAGGAUGAGGUGACUAAUAUGAUUAUGUAACUUUCUAUUUUGUUCUUGUGGUGUCCAACUACUAUACGUUAUUUACACUUUGUAAUUUUAUUGGCAUAUUCGGAAUUUCUUUUGACUCUUCUUGUAUCGGUGAUGACAUUGAUUAUCCAAAUUGUUGGGAACCCUAAAUAAAAUGUUACUAUUAUUUACU
Molecule: messenger RNA, 1457 nt
Organism: Camelina sativa (false flax)
Lineage: Eukaryota; Viridiplantae; Streptophyta; Magnoliopsida; Brassicales; Brassicaceae
Product: protein ECERIFERUM 2-like
Molecular function (GO): acyltransferase activity, transferring groups other than amino-acyl groups
Source: RefSeq, a predicted model, not a curated record